GUCAAGGGACCUGCACAGGAGAUUCAAUUUUGGGGAAUAAAAUGGCAAGAUGGACGUAGACAGAUCCCCACAGAUGUGAUCAACAAGACAACAGCAAUGUCUCCACCAACUAAUAAGAAAGAAACGCAAGCUUUCGUGGGUGUUGUGGGGUUCUGGAGAAUGCACAUCCCAAAUUACAGUUCGAUUGUAAGCCCUCUCUAUCAUGUGACCCGGAAGAAGAAUGAUUUUAAAUGGGGCCCUGAGCAACAACAAGCCUUUGAGCAAAUUAAACGCGAGCUAGUUCAUGCAGUAGCCCUUGGACCAGUUCGAACCGGGCCAGAUGUAAAAAAUGUACUGUACACUGCAGCUGGGGAGAACGGUCCUACCUGGAGCCUCUGGCAGAAAGCUCCAGGGGAGACUCGAGGUCGACCCCUCGGCUUUUGGAGUCGGGGAUACAAAGGAUCUGAGGCCAGCUAUACCCCAACUGAGAAAGAGAUACUGGCAGCCUGUGAAAGGGUUCGAGCUGCUUCGGAAGUGAUUGGCACUGAAGCACAGCUCCUCCUGGCACCCCGGUUGCCCGUGCUGGGCUGGAUGUUCAAAGGCAGGCUCUCCUCUACACAUCAUGCAACUGAUGCUACAUGGAGUAAAUGGGCUGCACUAAUUACACAACGAACUCGAAUAGGAAAUCUCAGUCGUCCAGGCAUUCUAGAAGUCAUCAUGGACUGGCCACAGGGCAAAGAUUUUGGAAUGUCACCAAAGGAGGAGGUGGUGAUGCGUGCUGAAGAGGCCCCACCAUAUAAUAAACUGUCAGAAAGUGAAAAGCAGUAUGCCUUGUUUACUGAUGGCUCUUGCCGUAUUGUGGGAAAGCAUCGGAGAUGGAAGGCAGCUGUAUGGAGUCCUGGACGACAAGUUGCAGAAACUGCUGACGGAGAGGGUGAAUCGAGUCAGUUUGCCAAGGUGAAAGCCAUCCAGCUGGCCCUGGACAUUGCUGAAUGAGAAAAGUGGCCAGUACUUUAUACUGACUCAUGGAUGGUGGCAAA
Messenger RNA from Pezoporus occidentalis (night parrot), 1019 nucleotides. RefSeq lists its product as uncharacterized. The transcript has 2 exons. The record is from RefSeq and is a predicted model, not a curated record. NCBI's taxonomy places the organism in Eukaryota, Metazoa, Chordata, Aves, Psittaciformes, Psittacidae. Gene Ontology annotation, molecular function: nucleic acid binding. The coding region runs from base 97 to 975 and encodes 292 amino acids.